GCUUGCAAGUUUCAAAAGUUAAAGUUAGAUGAUUUCUUUUGGUUAUUUAGUUUAAUUCUUGUGAAAUCAUAUAUUAUCAUAUAUACCAUAUAUUCUUGUGAAUAAUAAGCUACUAGAAUAAUGAAUAGUUUACAUUUUCAUUCAUAAAUUGAUUGUAGUAAAGAGUUUCGCUGAUCAAAAUUUAUGAUAAAGUUUGGAACAAUAUUACCAACAUGGAUAGCUUACCAAGGAACCCUGUGAAAUUGUAUAUUCAAGACUUGUUUCGCGCCACACAAACUGAGAACAGAUUUAUAUAUGAACUAUUCGGAAUGCGUUUCAAAAACGUAAUGAUACAUGGUGUUGUAAAUUCAGUUGAAAAUCCAAGUUUAACAUCACAAAUUCUCGAGGUCUGUGACCCUACCGGUACUGUGAAUGUCUGUUAUUACUCAAAAAAUAUAAAUGCGACUGUGUCUGACAGGACUAUAAGGGAUUUGAAGAAUAAUUAUGUAGAUGCGUCAAAAUUCGGUGAUCCCAAUAUACAGAUAAUGACAACUAUGAUGGAGUGUAUUCUAGACAAAACUAAAUAUGCUUUUAAACAAGGUGACCAUGUUAGCAUAGUUGGUGACAUUUUUGUGGACAAUACGAAAAAUGUUCGAAUGGUCUCAGCAUAUAGUUGUGAGAAAACUUCGUUUGAAUAUGAUAUCGUAUGGAUGGAAGAACUUAGGUACUUGUAUGAUAAAUAUUACCUGUUAAAUAAAGAAUAAAGAUUUUCUAUACUGUUUU
Messenger RNA from Plodia interpunctella (Indianmeal moth), 762 nucleotides. RefSeq lists its product as uncharacterized. The transcript has a single exon. The record is from RefSeq and is a predicted model, not a curated record. Lineage: Eukaryota; Metazoa; Arthropoda; Insecta; Lepidoptera; Pyralidae. Bases 213 to 743 code for a protein of 176 amino acids.